Scedosporium apiospermum is the source of this 1032-nucleotide messenger RNA. RefSeq lists its product as uncharacterized. The record is from RefSeq and is a predicted model, not a curated record. The transcript has 4 exons. NCBI's taxonomy places the organism in Eukaryota, Fungi, Ascomycota, Sordariomycetes, Microascales, Microascaceae. The coding region runs from base 1 to 1032 and encodes 343 amino acids.
AUGUCCGCUGCCUCCAUAGGGUUCACUUCAGAAAAUCCCACGCUAGAUCCGAACGUCCGAAAGGGUGAGCAUCCCAGCAAAGAAGAAAUGGCCAAUCCUAAUAAUUCUCUAGCAUUGCCACGGGGUUGUAAAGUUCUCUCAAGAAGGACCCAUGGAAAGAGUUUCUGGGCAACCACAGGCAGGAUUGAUGUCGAGCUUGAAGACCGGACUAAACAGUCUUACUUCAUCAAAAUAUUAAGUCGAGACUCGGCAAAGGACAUUGUCCAUGGCGAGUUCGAAUCGAUGAAGGAAAUAUACAAGGUGGUUCCAACCUUUGUUCCUAAACCCAUUGCGUGGGGUACCUACGAGUCCGCGCCAGAGACUUCAUUCUUCCUCUGCGACUUCAAAGAGAUGAAAGGAGACAUGCCAGAUCCCAUCGAAUUUGCCGCUUUGCUGGCCAAGCUUCAUCGGAACAGCCGCUCACCCACGGGGAAAUUCGGGUUUGACACGACGACGUACGCCGGGAACCUCCCACAAAUGGUGAAGUGGGAGGAAAGUUGGGAGAGGUUUUUCGCCAACAGCCUUAGAUAUGCUCUUGACCUCGAGAUAUCCACCAAAGGUCCAGACAAAGAGCUCGAGGCCCUCAUCCCUCUGCUAUUCGGUAAAGUUAUUCCCAGGCUCCUAAGGCCGCUGGAAACUGGUGAUCGAAUGCUGAAGCCGUCAUUGGUCCAUGGUGACCUCUGGUACGGCAAUUCCGGAAUCAACAUCGCCGAUGGUCAGCCGCUCGUGUUCGAUGCGUGUAGCUUCUAUGCGCAUAACGAAUAUGAGCUCGGCCAAUGGAGACCGGCCUGUAACAAGUUCGGACCAGAAUACAUCGAGGCAUAUAAGUCCUGCAUGCCAAUUUCGCCACCCGAAGAGGACUUUGAGGGCCGUCUAGAUCUUUAUAGAUUGCGAUUCGACACACACGUCUCCGCCCUUUUCUCCGAGGACAAAAAACUUCGGGCGCAGGUAAUUGGUGUUAUGAGGGAUCUCGUUGAAAGAUACGGCCACUAA